CGGCGAUGCUGACUGAUCCUCCGCUUGUUCCCAGCUCUGCCCGGCUCACAUCAGCCUCCCGCCGCCCAGACAGAAGGAGCCCGUGGCUCCGCUCAGCCACUUUUGUCAGCCCUGUGCUCUGUCUUUCCUCUCCAGUGUUUCUCCACUGACACUUGCUGGGUCUUUACUGGGACCGUCACACAUUGGAAUCAGUGGGUCCGCUGCCCAGCCGAGAGGGAGGGAGAGAGAGGAGAGACCUCGGGCGCUUCUGCUCCUCAAUGUGAAAGGGAUUUGUUGGCAGAUUAAUUGAGCAACCUGUUGCCGGCUGGAGAGAGGAGCGGGGCAGGAGGUGCCGACUCCUGGGCGGUGAGGGAGGCGGGCUGCACUAGGAACAUCUGAAGUUGGGAACGAGUGAACAACGCGCACAACUCGGCGAGGCCGGGCUGGUGGAGCCGAGAGGGAGAGAGACCUUGAAUGAGUCAAUGAAUGAAUGAAUGAAUGAAGGAAAUCGCCCUGGAUACAUCGAGGGCGACCGGGGGCGCUGCAGUCUUGUCCUUGUCCCGCCGGGAUCUCUAGCAGCGACCGACAGACAGACAGACAGCCAGCGCCUGGUGUCAGCUUCUGCCGGAGUUUAAGUGGCCGCGGGUUCGGAGCCUGGAAACGCUGCUUCCUUUCUCUCUCUCUCUCUAUCCCCCCCCUUCCCUUCCCCUCCCCUCCCCUCCCUGCCCCGGGAUCGAAUCCGGAGAAGGGCUGUUUGGAACAAACAUUGUGCUUGCUGUUAUUUUUUUAUUCUGCUGUUGGUCGCAGUCGCACCCGCACCGGAGGAUUUGGGACGGGCGGGUUUGCGAGGAAUCCGCGAUGCCGAGAGUGUCCGGGACGCUGCACUUUCUCGUGUUCUUCCUCCUCAUCGGCUCUGCUGCGGGUUCUAGACUGCGUCUGGAAGAUGCAGCACCCCGGGUCAUCGAGCAUCCCUCAGACCUGAUUGUAUCUAAAGGGGAGCCGGCCACGUUGAACUGUAAAGCAGAAGGUCGCCCCACGCCCAUCAUUGAGUGGUACAAGGACGGGGAGCGGGUGGAGACCGACAAGGAUGACCCGCGCUCCCACCGCAUGCUGCUCCCCAGCGGAUCGCUCUUCUUCCUGCGGAUCGUGCACGGCCGGAGGAGCAAGCCGGAUGAGGGCGUCUACGUGUGUCUGGCCAGGAACUACCUCGGAGAGGCGGUCAGCAGGAACGCAUCCCUUGAAGUAGCCAUCCUGCGUGACGAGUUCCGCCAGGCGCCCAGUGAUGUGGUGGUGGCGGCGGGGGAGCCCGCGGUGAUGGAGUGCCUGCCACCGAGAGGGCACCCGGAACCAACCAUCUCCUGGAAGAAAAGCAACGUCCACAUUAGUGACAAGGAGGAGCGGAUCACGAUCCGAGGGGGAAAGCUGAUGAUCUCAAACACGAGGAAGUCUGACGCUGGCAUCUACAUCUGUGUAGCCACCAACAUGGUGGGAGAAAGGGACAGUGAGCCGGCAGAAUUGGUCGUGUUUGAGCGGCCCACCUUCAUCAAACGUCCUGUAAACCAGGUGGUGCUGGCAGAUGACACCGUGGAUUUCCAUUGCGAGGUCCAUGGAGAUCCCAUGCCGACCACCCGUUGGCGCAAGGAGGAGGGAGAGCUGCCGCGAGAAAGAUUUGAGAUUCAGUCUGACAACAGCUUGCGGCUGGCACGAGUCGGCAGCGAUGACGAAGGAACGUACACCUGUAUUGCAGAGAACAGUGUGGGUAAAGUUGAAUUCUCGGGAACCCUGACUGUACACGUUGGUCCAUUCAUGCCUCCCCAGAUCAUCGUGAGGCCCCGCGACCAGAUCGUGGCCCAGGGCCGCUCGGUCACCUUCCUCUGUGAGACGAAGGGGAAUCCUCCACCCGCUGUCUUUUGGCAAAAAGAGGGAAGCCAGAUCCUGCUUUUUCCCAGCCAGCCACAUCCUUUGGGGCGUUUCUCUGUCUCGUCGAAAGGUGAACUGACAAUUACUGAUGUCCAGUCAGGCGAUUCAGGGUAUUACAUGUGUCAGGCGAUCAGCGUGGCUGGCAGCAUUCUGUCCAAAGCACUGCUGGAGGUGGAAGAUGUCUCUUCAGAUCGAAUACCGCCCAUCAUCCGCCAGGGACCCGGCAACCAGACGCUCGGCGUGGAUUCCACGGCACAGCUCCAGUGCCAUGUGAUCGGCAACCCUCUACCCAGUGUGCACUGGCUGAAGGACGGGCAGAGGAUCCUGGGGAACGACCCUCGGCUCAGCAUGCUGGACAACGGGACGCUUCAGAUCACCAACGUACAGGUCAGCGAUACAGGAAUGUACAUCUGUGUUGCCACAGGAUCGAGUGGAGAGACCACCUGGAGUGGCUACCUGGAGGUACAAGAAAGCGGGAGUCCUACUCGCAUCCUCUCGGCUGAACCCGACCUUCUUCCAGGCCCUCCCUCCAAGCCAGUGAUCACCGACGUUACCCGAAAUAGUGUCACCUUGACAUGGCAGCCAAGCCAACACAUCGGAGGCUCGGCAGUCACAUCGUACAUCAUCGAGGCGUUUAGUCAAUCUGCAGGGAGCACAUGGCAAACAGUGGGCGAGUACGUAAAAGUUGAAAAGCAUACAGUGACUGGUCUGAACUUCAACACCAUCUACCUGUUUAUUGUGCGUGCAGUCAACACCUUCGGCCUGGGAGAUCCCAGCCCCAUCUCUAAACCCGUCCGCACUCAAGAUGUGAGUCCGACUGGACAGGGAGUGGACCAUCGGCAAGUACAACGUGAGCUCGGGGAGAUGGCAGUCCAGCUACAGCCUCCUGUCACCUUGACAUCGACUACCAUCCAGGUCACCUGGACAGUUGAUCGCCAAGCCCAGUUCAUUCAGGGUUACCGGGUGAUGUACCGAACCAAAACUAGUGCCUGGCUGGUUCUAGAUGUGAAAUCCCCAGCUGAGCGCACCACCAUUCUCGUAGACUUGAAGAAAGGAACCGAGUACGAGAUCAAAAUCCGCCCGUAUUUUGAUGAGUUCCAGGGAAUGGACAGCGACCCCGUCACUGUGCGGACACCAGAGGAAGCCCCCGCUGCCCCACCGCAAGCUGUUACCGUGGCAACUAUUGGCUUGAGUAACAGCACCAGUAUCAGCGUGUCCUGGGAGCCACCCCCUGCUGAGGAGCAGAAUGGAAUCAUCCAGGAGUACAGGAUUUGGUGCUUGGGAAAUGAUACCCGCUUCCAUGUGAACAAGUCAAUUGAUGGAACCGUCCUUUCAACGGUGGUCCGCGGACUGAUCGCCGGCGUGCUGUACCGCGUGGAAGUGGCAGCGGCUACAAGCGCUGGAGUUGGAGUUCGGAGCCAACCAGCGACUGUCCUCAUAAGUCUCCCUUCGGACCAGGAGUCAGUUCCUGUGGAGGACACAGAAAAUGUCAGCCUGGCGGAGCAGAUAACGGACGUGGUGAAGAAGCCGGCAUUUAUUGCUGGCAUCGGAGGGGCAUGCUGGGUCAUCCUGAUGGGCUUCAGCGUGUGGCUCUACUGCCGACGAAAGAAGAGGAAGGAGCUCAGUCACUACACUGCUUCCUUUGCGUACACGCCAGCAGUAGCAUUUCCACCCGCUGAGGGUGCAGGCAUCACCAAUAGCAGGCCAGGAAUCCUGAACGCAAAUGUCACCAACUACCCCUGGCUGGCGGACUCGUGGCCAGCUUCCAACCUGAUGCACAACAGCAAUGGAAAGGAAACUUCUGCCAGCUCCUGUAUAGCAAAACACGAAGCCACUGAACGGUUCUACAAUGAUGCCGGUAUUUCCAACUACAUUGCUCAGACGGAAAAGUUUGGCACAAUUACGUCUGACGGGCCCAUCUACAGCACCAUCGACACCGCCAGUGACGAGUUGCGCACGUUCAAUGGGGCUUUCCCGAAUCAGCAGACCACGCUCUACGCAAGCACUCCCGUGGUGCCCCUCGGAGUCCAGAACCAGUACACAGCAGACCCUGUCAAUGGACACUGGGGUGCCCAGCCUGGACCUUCCAACACCCAGUAUUCCCAGCCCGAGCGCGGCCGACAAGAAGCCGGUGGGAAAACCGGCAAGCAGAAACUGAAUGCCAAGUCAGUGAAGGCCACACCUCUGAACUGGACAGACUUGCUGCCACCGCCACCACCCAGCGUGGAUAUAGACUCCUACGAUGAUGACGAGGAGCUGGAGUACGGCCCUGGUGUUGAUGACUGGUGUCCCCCACUCCCUGAGAGAACCUACUUGGUGGAGGGGGCGAGUGAGGAGGAAGGUCCCCCUCCGCCCCCUCGAGGAGAGGCAUCAUCGCCGGCCACCUCCUACGGGCAACAGUCCACAGCGACACUAACACCAUCGCCUCGAGAGGAAGCGCGUUCAUCAGGGCACGGCGUGACUGAGGAUAUCCCAAGGCUUCAUCAGUUUGAGAUUCCACAUUUACAUCGGAGACUCCCAGUGGGCCCAGUCCCUCUGCCCAGACCGCCAACCCCUCCGCCAUCGCAGAGCCACUCAAGCGGGAAUGGGAACGAGGCUGCCACAGAGACAGCGGGCCCCCAUCGGCAUGGGCACACACGCAACCCGAGCCAGACUAUGAUCAACAGCAGUGAGAACGUCAACGUACCUGGAGCAGGGAAGACAAGACACACGCCUGUGAUAGGGGGCAGCAACAUAAACACCCCACCCAGCCAGAAAGCUCGUGCAAAAAAGAAAGCUAAGCAGAAUCCGUAUCGCCGGGAUAUCUCUCAAGGAGAUCUGCCACCACCACCUGAACCUCCCCCAGCUGAUGGAGUUGUGGAGACUCCUUACUUACAGCCCAAUGGAAUGGAGACCAGUGGGACCUCGCUUGACCAUGAUGGAAGUGCUUCGUCCACAGAGAGGAGGCCAUCAGCUGAUCAACGAACAGAGAGCGCACAUCCCCACAGCAGGGCAGCAUCUUCUCGACACAAAAAUGAAGAUGAUUUAAUACCGUACAGCAAACCAACCUUUCUGCAACGGGGUCAAGUGUCAAGCAAUUGCUCCACAACAGGAAGCUCAUCGUCCAGAGGCUCAACUGGGUCACGGGGUCAUGUCGCAGGUCGAAGCAAAGGAGCAGGAGUAGACCGCAGUGAGGUGAAAAGAUGAACAGAAGACAGACACGUGCGAAAGAACCAAGCUGUGGGUGAGGACCUUGGCAGAAGCGUGUCCCCAUCCCCACUCUCAUCUUCCCAACCCUGUACAGAAUAAUUUGCCUUGUAGGAAAAUUCAAAGUUUGAAAUUUGAGAAAAAAAAACUUUUUAUGUUUUAAUUUAUGACAUCAGGAAAAUCCGUGUUAACUUUGUAAAUAAUCGGGAUUUUUUGUUUUUGUUUGUUAUUAAACAUUUCCUGGCCUUCUGGUGAACGUAUUUAUAAAAAAAAAGGAUAAUGUUGGAUAUUAUAAGGUAUUUGUCUGAAUGUGCCAAUCUUUUUCAAUAGCAAGUAUGCGUCUAACAGACUAAACUUAAAGUAAGUUAUAUAUUUGCACUCUGUAACAUACAUACAUACACAACGUAUUCUGGAUGCUUCAUAGGAUUCCAUUGGGCACAACAGGGCAGUCAUAUUGGGGAUUAUUGCUCGACUACGAAUUGGAUUAAUUAACCAUUGGCUGCGCAACCUAUGAAUGUUCCCAACUGUGUGCUGAGAUGAUGCUUUUUAGCGGACCGCAAUACUGAAGUGAAUGUGCGUUGGGAAGAGCCGUUAGCUUAUGCUUGCUGGGGAAAGUCCGUGCUGUUUGAAGAGGGGUCUGUUAGAGGCGGGAGGGUGGUGGCUGCUGAUAUAAAGUUUUAAUAAGAUGAAUGUAGCCUGAUAUUUUGUUGUAUUAAAAGCAUUUCGUACAAAUGUUCUGUAGAUAAAAUAUGAGUGGUUAUUUAUCUAGAGAUAUAUAGAAUGAUAAUGUUCUGGUGCUCAAAAGAGGAAGUUGACCAUUGAGUGAUUAAUUAAAAUAGGGCACGCGUUUCGCUUGGAGAGUUCUCCUUUCUAAAUUAGAUUUCCUUAUGUUUUUGAGUGGAACCCCGCAAUGCUAAAUCACAGAGGCAGGUUUGGCAAUUUGAUACUCCUACUAUGAGGGAGCUUUGCUCUGGGACCAUUAAUUCGUACGUCAAGGUUAAGGCCACCAUUUGUGUGGCCAUCUUGAUCGGUGGUGCAUUGUUAAACAAAUACCUGACUGGACUAUGGACUGGGUGCAGAAGCUGUCAGGCCUGGUAUUCCAAUCGGUUCUUUUGUUGCUUGGGUUUCUAUGCUGAGUGUAAAAUGUUUUGUAAGAUGAGUUGGUUUUGAGUAUUAAUGCAUCACAUCCAUCUGGCAUCCCAACCAAGUUCUUUCGCAUCUCUCCAUUUGUAUCUGGCCUCUUGUCAGGUCUGGUUCCGCUGUUUGCUGAAAAUGGCCAGCAAGAUAUUGAUUAACGUAGCAGAUUUGAGGAGGAGGAGGGUCAUAACUCACGGUAAAUGCAGUCACGACCGAUCUAUCACUCAUGGUUCAACUGGGUCAUGACAUCUCCUGAACAGCUUAAAUGCAGCUUCCACAGUUGACCUCAACACUGUGAUGCUAAAUUGGGAUCAAUUCUGCCCCUCCACUUGCUGAUGAGUAUAAGACAAGAUUGCGUUUGGUUGGGUUGAGUUGGGCUUGGCUUGCCACCAUCAGCUCCGCUCCCUUCCAGUGGUGUUGGAACAGCAUCCUCAUGCCUGUGAAACACUGUCCAAAUAUCCUGCGCGGAUGUUCAAAGAAAUUCCAAGGUGGCCUCUUGAAUCUGGCGAGAUCUGCAAAAUAUUGCAAAGUCACUUGUACCUUGGGCCAUAACAAUUGCAAAGAUAUCCUUGGUCAUCCCACUCUUGGAGUGGGGUCUGCAAUGCUGCAGUCGAAUUUCUGGAUAGUACUCCAAAUGGGACUUCAGUAUUUCCACAUUAUACACCAUUCCAGAUAAUGCAAUGAAAAGCCUCCUGAUAUAGUGACAGGAAUAUAAAUAGAGUUCCUUCAGCACUGCCAAGAAUUCUCAGAUGGCCCAUCGUUGUAUUUCUUGGUUGUAUUUGUGAGUGAAAACAUUAGCAAUUCAAGUGUGCAUGUGAUCCUGUGAAGUGCAGGAUUAUUGCUAUGCCUGCAUGCACUUCCAAACUCCAAGGACAACUGUUGCUAUACAUAAUACAAAGAGGCCAAGUUAGAUUUCUGCAGGGACAAGGUUGCGCUGUUAACCCACCGUGGCGAUAUUCCAGUCAUGUUUCAGACAGAGGCAAUGGGAACACAAAGGUCUGAGCAAAUACACUGUGCCCGUGGCUUGAAUGAUGCAUGAACGCCCCUAAUGCUCAAGAGGGUGUGCGGCAGCUGCUUCACAGAGGUUAAACAAACACAUGGGUCCUGAAAAAUACAUCCUGUACAUUGUGCACCAUCAAUACAGAGGCCCAUAAAUCCAUUGAUAAGAUUGGACCACACUCCUUGAGUGGUUAAGCAAUUGGAGAAUUAGCAGCAAUUGGCCCUCUGAAAUAACUUAAAGUGUUCUUGUCUUUUCUGUUAUUCAUUCACGGUGUAAAGUCAAAUUGUACCAAAAAUACUGUUAUUGUUAGACCUGACCAAAAAUAUUCUGGUUUUCUCUAACCCGAAGACUAUAAUUUUUUUAAGGAAUUAAACAUUUUAAAGAAGCAAAA
Amblyraja radiata (thorny skate) is the source of this 7613-nucleotide messenger RNA. It is a transcript of the gene robo3, whose product is annotated as roundabout, axon guidance receptor, homolog 3 (Drosophila). Lineage: Eukaryota; Metazoa; Chordata; Chondrichthyes; Rajiformes; Rajidae. Gene Ontology annotation, molecular function: protein binding. The transcript has 29 exons. Bases 838 to 5085 code for a protein of 1415 amino acids. The record is from RefSeq and is a predicted model, not a curated record.